UUUAAAAACUAUGGCAUCAGAAGAGCAGAAAGAAUUAGCAAAUUUUAUAAAAUCCUUACAUACAAAUCUGCGUACCAACGCAAAAAUACAUGGCGCUGACACAGCAUGGGAAUCUCAUAAGCAACAGAAACAAGUCCUUGAAAAAUAUGCAAAAUAUAUGGAAACAUUGGCAAUCAAAUACUGGGAACCAAAUUCCGAUAAUCAAGACAAAACUGCAUUUUCCCGGAUUAAAUGGUGUGUACAAGAAUGUGAAGAAUAUUUUCCGGUUGGACUCCAAUAUCACAGGCAGCGUGAAAUUGAGAUAAUAAAAAAAAUUGGGAAAUUUGAUUCUCAAAAUGUAGUUUCAAAUAACAUGUUAGAUAAAUUAAGAUUAUUAGAUGUAGGAAGUUGUUAUAAUCCUUUCAAGGCUCAUGAUAACUUGUUUAAAGUCACCGCAAUCGAUUUAUGCCCUGCUAAUGUUAAUGUAAAAAAAUGUGAUUUUUUAAAAGUUGAUUGUGUGAAUUCGAAUAUUAACUUAGAAGACGAUGUCCACGAAAUAAAACAAUUACCAGCCGAGACAUUUGACAUAAUUGUAUUUAGUUUACUCUUAGAAUAUUUACCAUCUAGUGAUCAACGCGUUUUAUGCUGCACAAAAGCGUAUAAAUUAUUAAAAUCUGAAGGUAUUUUAAUUAUAAUAACACCUGAUUCGAAGCAUGUAGGAGCCAAUGCAAAAUUAAUGAAAUCAUGGCGAUAUACAUUGAGUAAUUUAGGCUUUAUGCGCAUUAAAUAUGAGAAAUUAGCACACGUACAUUGUUUAAUAUUUCGAAAAUGUUUGUACCCUGAAGUUGGACACCGAUGGGUUGAAAUGCAUCAAAAUGAUGGCUUUACGUUAAAUGUUUUAAAUAUUCCUCAGGAUUUUGUUAAGUUCGACGAAAAUGUUACAGAUGAAAUUAAGGAAAACUGCGAUUCGAGCCUUUUUACUGAAUUACCACUAAUUUAAAGGCAUUAACUUAAUAUGGGCGCAUACUUUUCCAAAAAUUUCAUAAUAUACCAAAGAGGACUAAUGUGCUUUUAAAGCUCGAUGUAAUAUAAUUAUAAAGCGCGAAGGGGGAUAAUCAUUGGAAAUAACCUGUAGCCCUUAGCCAUACUACAUAAUCCAGUGGGAUAUAUGAGAGCUAUACUCCAGAACAAUUUCUUCAGUCGAGAUCUUAAAAGAUUAUCGCUCAAUCGUCAGCCAGAUUUCAGUGUUUUAACGACUACAUAGGGAUGAUCAAGAUGUAGAAAGCAUAAAAAUUCAUUUGGCGAUUAGAUGAAUAGUUUCGAUAUAUUUCUCCAGAAUCACAUCAAAAUAAGAUAUUUUCGUAUCAGAUUUUAGACCAUAUUUCAAGAACGACGGUCUAAAUCGAUUAAUGAAUCCGAUUUUUGUAUUUUUUUUAAAUAAAAACUUAUUUUUGCAA
Messenger RNA from Chrysoperla carnea, 1436 nucleotides. It is a transcript of the gene Samtor, whose product is annotated as S-adenosylmethionine sensor upstream of mTORC1. Lineage: Eukaryota; Metazoa; Arthropoda; Insecta; Neuroptera; Chrysopidae. The transcript has a single exon. The record is from RefSeq and is a predicted model, not a curated record. Gene Ontology annotation, biological process: negative regulation of TORC1 signaling. The coding region runs from base 11 to 979 and encodes 322 amino acids.